This is a messenger RNA of Mesocestoides corti, 630 nucleotides long. The record is from the annotation of a GenBank genome assembly. NCBI's taxonomy places the organism in Eukaryota, Metazoa, Platyhelminthes, Cestoda, Cyclophyllidea, Mesocestoididae.
GGAGGCACCUGUUUGAUCCACACAACGCAGGGCGAGUUGCUGCGCCUGUUCGCGCCUCCACAGGCGCCCUCCGACGCGCUGCGUCCCGCCUCCUCCCUACUGGCUCCGCUCUGCCCCGCCCGACUGACCUUCACCCGUGAGGGCUACGUGGUGUUCCAGCUGGGCGCAGACAAACUCGCGGUCUACACAAUCAACGGAAAACUGGUCGCUGCGGCCGACUUGCACCGACAGGUACGCGUGAAAUUAGAUACCUCUCGUCAGGUGCGUGAUGCUACGCCAACAGACCACCAAACUAGACUUCGAGGUCUCUUAACUCUUGCUGCCAUCAGUUACGCUCUUUUCCUGCUCGAAGGAAGCAGAGCUCGCCGUUGCUUGGUGCAGGGAUUUGAAGUGCGGCCCGCGGAGACGGAUUCCUUGGAGAGCUCCUCGUCUCGGCCGCAGUCACCGCCAACAGGUGCCGACUACGUGAUCAGCGCCAUGGCGCUGUCCGCGUGCGCAAACUUCCUGCUGGUCGGCGGCAACGACGGCCUCGUCUGGAUCCUCCGACUCUACAGCCUCCAACCCGUCCACUGUCUGCCUCGGUGCAAGGCCCCUGUCACGUGCCUCGCUCUCAACUACGACCAACGGUGA